AUGGCAAGCUCUGAUGCAGCUGCAGGUAUGUUUUCACAAGCUGAUACAAAUCGAGAUGGACGUAUUGAUAAAAAUGAAUUUCGUAAUUGGAUUUCAAAUACUGAAGGAUUGACUCCUUCAUCAUAUGAAUCAUCAACUGGUAGAUUUAAUCAAAAUGAUAAUACUACUGGCCGAAUUGAUCGAUAUAAGUCUAAAGUUAGUUCUCAAAAUGAAUGGGAAUCUACGGCUGAUAAAUAUACUUCAUAUGGAAGUACAAGAGUAGCUAGUGAAUCGAGUAAUGAAGCGGUGAUUCAUACAAGAAGCUUAGAAGAAACGAAUCGGUACCUGGAAAGAUCAGCUAAUAAUAUUUAUAUCGAUCCUAAUCCAAAAAUUAUUCGACGAACAACAACUGAAGCUCCAGUAACAUAUGAACAACGAGUUCUUAUUCGAUAUCUUCAACCACCAACCGUUCCACCACCAGGACCACUGAUUAUUAAAGAAGUUCGUCCACCACAACCACCACCUCCUCCACCACUUGUAAUACGUCAACAUGCAUCAUCUCUUGCUCAACCACCUCCACUUAUCUUACGUGAACGACCACCAGCACCACCGGUAUCUACUCAGAGUGAAACAAUUACUCGUAUGUUACCUCCUAUACCUGCUCCACCACGAUCAGUUGUCAUCGAACGUUUUCCAGCUCUUCCAGAAAAACCACGUGAUAUUAUAAUUGAACGAUGGAUUCCCUACGGAUCUCAAACUGAACGCCGUAAGGUUGUUGAACGUGCUCCACCUGCUGUACAAUAUCCACAACCAACUCAUACUGUUGUGGUUUAUGAAGCGGUUCAACAACGUAUAAACCGAAAAUUUGAAAAACUUGGUGUUACCAAAGAGAAUCCUGAUGAUUAUGUAGCUCGUUAUGGUGCAUCACUUUUAGAUUCAGCAACACUAGUUCAACAAGCUCGUAAUGCUGGUGUUAUUGAAGAUAUAUCGCCUCCAGUAUCAUCAACUUUAACAUAUACAAAUACACGCGAAUAUACUACUGAUUUUGAUCAGUCAAAUGAAAUAACCAAUCAAGGUUAUUCAUUAUCAGGUGGAAGUUGCAGUGAAAAAAUUCAACUCGAUGCUGGUCAAGAAACUGUUUAUCGUGGUAGUAGAAAUUAUUCAUCAUCACCAUCAAAUAUUAUUGGUGAUAGUGCUGGAGGUGGCAGUGCUAGUAUAAUCCGAGGUGAAUAUCGUGUUGACGAUACUGAUCUUGUCACUACUGAUAUUAGCCGUGCUGGAAAACUGAAUUAA
This is a messenger RNA of Rotaria sp. Silwood2, 1272 nucleotides long. NCBI's taxonomy places the organism in Eukaryota, Metazoa, Rotifera, Eurotatoria, Philodinida, Philodinidae. The record is from the annotation of a GenBank genome assembly.